Messenger RNA from Girardinichthys multiradiatus, 2593 nucleotides. RefSeq names its product mutL homolog 1, colon cancer, nonpolyposis type 2 (E. coli) (gene mlh1). Gene Ontology annotation, cellular component: MutLalpha complex. NCBI's taxonomy places the organism in Eukaryota, Metazoa, Chordata, Actinopteri, Cyprinodontiformes, Goodeidae. Bases 302 to 2503 code for a protein of 733 amino acids. Gene Ontology annotation, biological process: mismatch repair. The transcript is spliced from 19 exons. Gene Ontology annotation, molecular function: ATP binding; ATP-dependent DNA damage sensor activity; ATP hydrolysis activity. The record is from RefSeq and is a predicted model, not a curated record.
CAAAAAGUAAAAAGUAAAAUUCACUGAACUUUGAGGGGUUGAAUCUUAGAGAUUGAGAAAAAAUGUAAACUUAUCGUUUUUAUGUCUGUUAAAAAAAUACAGCAGCUUGACAUUUACUGUCCUCUGGGGUUUUGAGUCAGAGUAAGAGGUUGUAUUGUUUUUAUUUUCGCUGUGCUUCAGUGUAAGCGCUUUAUCAUGUGGAAGUCCUACCAUGUAAUAAUUUUAUAAUGAUUUCAGAGUAGUUUGGUUUCCUCAGUCACAUGUAAGUUUAUACACAGCUGUUGAGGUGCUUCAAACAAACAUGGCGGGUGUUAUCCGGAGGCUCGAUGAGACUGUUGUCAACAGGAUCGCAGCGGGAGAAGUUAUCCAGCGUCCGGCCAACGCAGUAAAAGAAAUGAUGGAAAACUGUUUGGACGCCAAGGCCACCAACAUCCAGGUGACGGUGAAGGACGGAGGCCUGAAGCUCCUUCAGAUCCAGGACAACGGCACAGGGAUCAGGAAGGAAGACAUGGAGAUUGUUUGUGAGAGGUUUACCACCAGCAAACUCCAGACCUUUGAGGACCUUUCAGCUAUUGCAACCUAUGGAUUCAGAGGAGAGGCUCUUGCCAGUAUUAGCCAUGUGGCUCAUGUGACCAUAACAACCAAGACAGCUGAUGCAAAGUGUGCUUACAGAGCCAGCUACAGCGAUGGCAAACUAAAAGGCCCUCCCAAGCCCUGUGCCGGUAACCAGGGGACCCAGAUCCUCGUGGAGGAUCUUUUCUAUAACGUGUCCACCAGGAGGAAAGCUCUGAAGAGCCCAGGAGACGAGUACUCUAGGAUUGUGGAGGUGGUCAGCAGGUACGCUAUACACAAUUCAGGAAAAAGUUUCUCAGUCAAAAAGCAAGGAGAGACGGUGGCGGAUGUGAGGACGCUUCCUAACGCGUCGGUCGUGGAUAACAUCCGCAGCGUUUUCGGCAACGCAGUCAGCAGGGAGCUGAUCGAAGUCGGCUGCGAAGAUCAGAAGCUCGCGUUCACGAUGAAAGGCUACAUCUCCAAUGCCAACUACUCUGUGAAGAAAUGCAUCCUGGUCCUGUUCAUCAACCAUCGUCUGGUGGAGUCGAGUUCUUUGAAGAAAGCAGUUGAGACGGUUUAUGCUGCGUACCUUCCCAAGAACACGCACCCCUUCCUGUACCUCAGCUUGGAAAUCGCUCCACAGAACAUAGAUGUGAAUGUUCACCCAACAAAACAUGAAGUGCAUUUCCUGCACGAGGACAGCGUGAUCGAGAGCGUCCAGAAACACAUCGAGAGCAAACUCCUGGGCUCCAACUCCUCUCGCACAUAUUUCACUCAGACGUUGCUACCAGGGUUGCCCGUUUCCGGUGGAACUGAAGUAAAAGCCUCCAGCUCCACCGCUGAGUCUGCCGAGCGCGUCUACGCCCACCAGAUGGUGAGGACCGACUGCCGCGCCCAGAAACUGGACGCCUUCCUGCAGCCGAAAGAAAGGCCACCCCCUGACCCAGAGACGGCCGGUCCCAGUGGGGUUCAGACGACGACCGGAACCGCUCGGCUGGACUGUGUGGAGAUGGACGACGCAGACAUGCUGGAGGCUGUGCCUGUGCAGGAAGCACAGGUGGCAGAAGGUGAAGAGGAAUGCAGCGUCACUGCUGAGGAUGUUCACAGGAAGCGGCCGAGAGAAGAGAACCGGCAGCUUCAAGAGAAGAAGGGGGAUGAGGCGCUGACGGCUGCAGCCACGCCCAAGAGAAGGGUGAUCAAACUGACCAGCAUCAAGGAGCUGAGAGCGGAGGUUACAGAGAACACACAUAAAGGUCUACAGGAAAUGCUGCAGAAACACUCAUUUGUGGGUUGUGUCAAUCCACAGUGGACCUUGGUCCAGCAUCACACUAAACUGUACCUGCUCAACACCACCAAGCUGAGUCAGGAGCUUUUCUACCAGAUUCUCAUCUAUGACUUUGGAAACUUUGGUGUCCUCAGACUGUCUACACCAACACCUCUUUAUGACCUGGCCAUGCUGGCUUUGGACUCUGAGGAGAGCGGCUGGACUGAGGAGGAUGGGCCGAAGGAGGGCCUGGCUCAGUACAUAGUGGACUUCUUGAAGAAGAACGCGGAAAUGCUGGAGGACUACUUCUCCUUGGAGAUAGAUGAGGAUGGAAACCUAACCGGACUGCCUCUCCUCCUCGACAAAUAUACGCCUAUCAUGGAAGGCCUCCCGAUGUUCAUCCUCCGCCUUGCCACUGAGGUAAACUGGGACAACGAAAAGGAAUGCUUCAGAGACUUCAGCAAGGAGUGCAGCGCCUUCUACUCCAUCAGGAAGCAGUACGUCCUGGAGGCCGAGCCAGGGGAGGAACCGGACGCUGACGGGAAUUCCUGGCGCUGGAAAGUUGAGCACGUCCUCUUCAAAGCUUUCCGAACUCUCUUCAGUCCUCCGAAAGACUUCAGCGAGGACGGCACCGUGCUGCAGAUCGCAAACCUGCCCGACCUCUAUAAAGUAUUUGAGCGGUGCUGAAGCCGGCCUCCAGAAGGGACCGAAGGCACCACCUGCUGCUGUUUUAUACCUGAAACACUUGUUCUGUAAAUAAAUGUAUACCAAACAAGA